Molecule: messenger RNA, 2694 nt
Organism: Vollenhovia emeryi
Lineage: Eukaryota; Metazoa; Arthropoda; Insecta; Hymenoptera; Formicidae
Gene: tkv
Product: bone morphogenetic protein receptor type-1B
Exons: 4
Coding region: 35-1576 (513 amino acids)
Biological process (GO): protein phosphorylation; dorsal/ventral pattern formation; BMP signaling pathway
Cellular component (GO): signaling receptor complex; plasma membrane
Molecular function (GO): transforming growth factor beta receptor activity, type I; SMAD binding; ATP binding
Source: RefSeq, a predicted model, not a curated record
GUCACAGUAAAGUAUGUGCUCCCGCGUGUAGAAAAUGGCUGCGCUCUCCGCUAGUACGGGCGGAUGUAAAUAUGGCCUGUGGCUCGGCCUGCUAGUGUUCGCCGCGAGAUGCCUUGGCGUGUUGGGCAUUCUUUGCUACUGCGACGGACAUUGCCCGGACGGCAGACAAAAUGGGACCUGCGAGCUGCGAGCUGGAGGCCAAUGUUUCAGCGCUGUCGAGGAGGUGUGGGAGCCCGAGCUGGGAGAAUACGUUCCCGAGUGGUCAUUCGGCUGCUUGCCGCCCGCCGAGGGAGGCUUCAUGCAGUGCAAGGGAAAUCAAGUUCCUCACUUACAAGAGAAGAGCAUAAUGUGCUGUAACCAUACAGCUUUGUGCAACAAAGAUCAAUUCCCCGAAAUAAUUUACAAGCCUCGUCCUACCGCGGAUACCAAUCCGAUAGACAUCGAACCGGAAGCGCCGCUGAUCGUCCUGACGGUAGCGUUGUUAGUGCUUUUUGUCAUCAUCUCGAUAGCGAUAGUGAUCGUGUAUCACAAAUGCCGGAAGAAAGAGCGAGACCCAUGCCUGGUGCCGUCGCAAGGAACCCUCAGGGACUUUAUAGAUCAGAGCAGCGGAUCAGGCUCGGGAUUGCCACUCUUGGUACAGCAGACGAUCGCGAAGCAAUUAGCCAUGUCGCAGUGCGUGGGAAAGGGACGUUACGGCGAGGUAUGGCUCGCCAGGUGGCGAGGCGGUGAAAAAGUGGCGGUGAAGGUUUUCUUUACGUUGGAGGAGGCGUCUUGGUUCAGGGAAACUGAGAUCUACCAAACCGUCCUCAUGAGGCAUGAUAAUAUCCUAGGCUUCAUUGCCGCUGAUAUCAAAGGAACCGGCUCUUGGACCCAGAUGUUGUUGAUCACUGAUUAUCACGAGAGAGGUUCAUUGCACGAUUACCUGCAAACGACUGUAUUAGAUCAUCAAGCCUUGCUAGCGAUCUGUUCGUCGAUCGCGUCUGGUAUCGCGCACCUGCACACCGAGAUCUUCGGUACGCAAGGGAAACCCGCGAUAGCUCACAGAGACAUUAAGAGCAGAAAUAUUUUAGUUAAGAGAAAUGGAGAAUGUGCCAUAGCUGACUUCGGGUUGGCCGUUCGCUACAUCAGCGAGAGCGGAGAGAUCGAUAUCGCGCCAAAUGCUCGAGUGGGCACACGGCGUUACAUGGCACCGGAAGUGUUGGACGAGGUCCUGAAUACAUCUUCCUUCGACGCGUUCAAAAUGGCAGAUAUGUAUUCUGUCGGUCUCGUGUUUUGGGAAGCGUGCAGAAGGUGUGUCACAGGUGGUAAGAAUUCUAUGGUGGAGCCUUACGCCUUGCCUUAUCACGACGUCGUACCAGCCGAUCCGAGCUUCGACGACAUGCGCCUGGUAGUCUGCGUGAAACGAUUACGUCCAGUUAUUCCAACGAGAUGGGAUAACGAUACGGUCCUAUAUGCACUAAGCAAAAUAAUGUCGGAAUGUUGGCAUCCAAAUCCACCAGUUCGCUUAACUGCUCUUCGCGUCAAAAAGACACUGUCGAAACUACACGUUGAUAAUGUCAGCAUCAAGAUCGUGUAGUGCUUGACGUGAUUAUAAGAAACUGACUCUUCUUUUAAGCAAACGACUUCCUACUCCUGUAAAUAUGCCCUUAGUGACAAUAGAAUUGUUAACAGACUGCAGCCUGAAGACUGAUGAUUAAAAUUUAUAAGUAUGUGACAAAAGGCUCGUAUGAUAUAAAUCAGUCGAGGAGAAAGGGCUCUGAGCCGUGGCGAGAUGUACGUGUCAAAUUAUAAAAUAAUUUAUUGUUAAACUAGCAUAAAAAUUAAGAAUUAAACGUUUCGGUCGAAUUUUUGACCAUCUUCAGUAAAAUACAAUAGUUUUAUAAAGUGUCGUGACGGUUAACAUAUUGCAACGCAUGUCGUGUACAACAUUAUAAAACUAUUGUAUUUUACUGAAGAUGGUCAAAAAUUCGACCGAAACGUUUAAUUCUUAAUUUUUAUGCUAGUUUAACAAUAAAUUAUUUUAUAAUUUGACACGUACAUCUCGUCACGGCUCAGAGCCCUUUCUCCUCGACUAAAAUUUAUAAGAAUAUGAUUAGGAGAGAAAGAGAGUAUGAAUGCAAGCGUGCAUUGGCAUGAAUGACCGAUUGUAGAAGAUAAAUAACAUGUAUAUAAUGUGUAUAUAUAUAUCUAUAGUGUAUGUAUGUGUGUGCGUGAAAGAGAGAUGUAUGUAAAGUUUCUGAUUCCUUCAUCUUUCAUUGAAGAAAAGUCGUUUUUACACUGAAGAUCUUUAAAGAAAAGAUAAACGCGGAAGAUUUGAGACACCAUGUAUAAUUAUGUAUCUUUUAUGUUUCUGUGAAACGUAUCAUGGUUGGAGAGAUGACCAUGAUACGCUUCACUUUGUUAAAUCUUGUUGAAUGCGUAAUUUGUAAGUGAAGACUACUCUAUUUGAAAAUGGAAGUGUAAUAAUCAUAUAAUUAUAUAAAAGAGAAUUUAUACACUUGUUUUGAACUUAGCCGUGUAGAACGAAUUCAGCAUGGGAAAGUAUCGCAUACUCGACAUGUCACAAAUCAUAUAAAAUGUAUUUCCACGUAAAAUAUUCGCAUUUGCAUCGCGUCACUCCAUUCGGAAUUUGAAAGUGUGUAUAACGUGCCUAACGAGAUCUUGUAUAAACUAAGCUAAUACUACUUUGCGGCC